Messenger RNA from Rhodotorula toruloides NP11, 954 nucleotides. Its product is annotated as proteolysis and peptidolysis-related protein. Bases 1 to 954 code for a protein of 317 amino acids. The record is from RefSeq and is a predicted model, not a curated record. NCBI's taxonomy places the organism in Eukaryota, Fungi, Basidiomycota, Microbotryomycetes, Sporidiobolales, Sporidiobolaceae. The transcript is spliced from 7 exons. Gene Ontology annotation, cellular component: membrane; mitochondrion. Gene Ontology annotation, biological process: mitochondrion organization.
AUGGCUGGCCGUGGACCUUCGUUCGCAGAACUCGGCGCUCGGUACCUGCGACAGCGCGCAGGCGCAUUCGGACAGGGAGGCGGCCCUCGUCCUGGAGGCGGAGGAAACGGCGGCGGCGGUCCCGGACUCGGUGCGAUGCUCGGCGGCGCUGGAGGAGUCGUCGCGCUCGCUGUCGGUGGUCUUGCGAUUAACGCCAGCUUGUUCAACGUCGACGGAGGUCACCGCGCGGUCAAGUACACCCGCCUGCAUGGUGUGACGGAGGAGGUCUACAACGAAGGAACCCACAUCGCGAUCCCCUGGUUCGAGACGCCCAUCAUCUACGACGUCCGCUCGAAGCCGCGAAGUAUCGCCUCCUUGACCGGGACCAAGGACUUGCAGAUGGUCAACAUCACCUGCCGUGUCCUGUGCCGACCACGGGUGGACGCGCUGGCCAAGAUCUACACCGAGCUUGGCGCCAACUACGACGAGGUUGUCCUGCCCAGUAUCGUCAACGAGGUCCUCAAGAGUGUCGUAGCUCAGUUCAACGCCUCCCAACUCGUUACCCAGCGCGAGAUGGUCUCGAAGCUCGUGCGCGACAACCUCGAGCGCCGCGCGGGCCGCUUCAACCUGAUCCUCGACGACGUCUCGAUCACGCACGUCACCUUCAGCCCCGCCUUCUCCGAGGCGGUCGAGGCGAAGCAGAUCGCGCAGCAGACGGCGCAGAGGGCAGCGUACCUUGUUGACCAGGCGCUGCAGGAGAAGCAGAGCAUCAUCGUCAAGGCGCAGGGUGAGGCGAGGAGUGCGGAGCUCAUCGGUGAGGCCGUUAAGCAGAACAAGGGAUUCCUGGAGCUGAGGAAGAUGGAGGCUGCGCGCGAGAUUGCCGGCCUCGUCAGCAACUCUGGCAACAAGCUCAUGCUCGACUCGGAUGCCCUUCUCCUCAACUUGCAAGACGGCAAGGACUCCUCGAAGAAGUGA